CUUCGAUAUCGAUAUCGGCUGAAAACAGCUGUCGUUGUUUUGGAUUACGAGAUAGUAAAUAGAAAAAUUGAAAUUAAAUUCUUGGCUGUGAACUCGUGCAAAUAUGGCGUUCCUACUGAGACAAGUGGUCAGGACGGGCCUGCAAAGGAAUCUGCUCCUGAUGCGGCACGCCUCCGCCUCCACAUCCGCAAAUCCCGAGCUGAGUGUCCAGGUGAGCGAGAGCUGCUUGAAGCGACUGCGUGAGAUCUGCGUGGACGGGUCCUUCCUGCGGGUGACCGUCGAAGGAGGCGGCUGCUCCGGCUUCCAGUACAAGUUCGACUUGGACAAGCAGCUCAACGAAGAUGACCGGGAGUUUGGCGAGGGUCAGGCCAAGGUGGUGAUCGACACCGUCUCGCUGGAGUACUGCAGUGGCGCCACCGUGGACUACCACAGCGAGCUCAUACGCGCCGGCUUCCGUAUGGUGGCCAACCCGCUGGCGGAACAGGGCUGCUCCUGCGGCUCCUCCUUCUCAAUCAAAUUGUAGACUCUCGUUUAAACUUUAGAGAAUUAUUUAAUACACACAUAAUGUUCAGUUA
Drosophila biarmipes is the source of this 575-nucleotide messenger RNA. RefSeq names its product iron-sulfur cluster assembly 2 homolog, mitochondrial. Gene Ontology annotation, biological process: iron-sulfur cluster assembly. Lineage: Eukaryota; Metazoa; Arthropoda; Insecta; Diptera; Drosophilidae. The transcript is spliced from 2 exons. Gene Ontology annotation, molecular function: iron ion binding; 4 iron, 4 sulfur cluster binding; 2 iron, 2 sulfur cluster binding. The record is from RefSeq and is a predicted model, not a curated record. Gene Ontology annotation, cellular component: mitochondrion. Bases 104 to 523 code for a protein of 139 amino acids.